AUGGUCAACCAGGAGUCAAGAGCUGUGUUGGAUAGCCUCUUGACUAAGACACAUGUUCAGCAUGCCUUGGUCCAGUCAGACGGCCGGCACAACGAGCUUCCUUCUGUACGAGAACCGUAUAACAUCAACGAAGCAAGUGUACUUAAGGUUCGCAGGUUUCAGCGCGCGUUUAUGACGUACUUCAGCAUGGAAAACGGCAGGUUCGCAGGCAACACCAAGUCACUCGCCAUCUCUCAUUUCUUUACGGGCACCAGCCCCUUAAUCUACGGCCUAUUCUCAGGGAUUGGUCGACCGCUGACUUUGUUGGCUGACGGUAUCGAGCUGCGGGCAGCCAUACUCGUCAUGCAAUCUCUCACCCUUUCUGCCGUCGACUGGAUGGAGCCCCUGGGCGAGUUGCUGACACAUCCCCAGCUGGCUGCGCCAUCCGGCGAGUAUCUGUCACCCGAGGAUAUCAUUGGCCGGGUGGCGUAUGACGGACGCUUCAGCGGAGUUAUGAAAGCUGGCUCCGGUUUCCACGGGGUUUCGCAUGUCUUUUCGAGUCCAACCGCCAGAACGGGUAUUGUCGAGUACCUGCGGUAUCUCGAUACCCGUGACCUGUCUUCGCUCUUACAACAAAUCUCUGCCCUGUCAGUGCUCCUCCUCACGGCCACACACAAGGCCAACCAGCCAGCUUUCGACCUGUAUCUCGGCCGCUUACCCACCUGCGUCAACAGCGUGCGGGUGAUCGUCGAGAACUGGGUCGAAGAUGAGGGCCACAAGCUUCUUCUCGUCAGAGGUCUCUGGCUGCUCGUGAUCCUCACGUACGUCACCCAGCUGAGGCCCGUCAUUGACGGGAAGCUCCUGGUCUCGAGGGAGCUGGCCGAGGAAACUAGAGGCUGGGAGGCUAUAAUGGACCGGAUCCACAGUCAGUGCAUUAUGGAAGGCAGAGAUGGUGGCCACGACCUCUUGAGGGCGGUUAGGAGCCUGCGGGAGCUGUCGGGAGAGUAUGGCGCGGCGCAUGGGCGGCUCUACAUCCAUGCCGCGUGGAAACUGCUGAGGAAUUGGCAGGGGUGGGCUGGGCUGGGGAAUGAUCGUGAGGCGACGCUGAAUAUCAGACUGUGA
This is a messenger RNA of Chaetomium globosum CBS 148.51, 1101 nucleotides long. RefSeq lists its product as uncharacterized. Gene Ontology annotation, molecular function: oxidoreductase activity. Bases 1 to 1101 code for a protein of 366 amino acids. NCBI's taxonomy places the organism in Eukaryota, Fungi, Ascomycota, Sordariomycetes, Sordariales, Chaetomiaceae. The record is from RefSeq and is a predicted model, not a curated record. The transcript is spliced from 2 exons.